AUGACUGUGAAGGUGGUUUUCCUGCUGGCUGGGGAAAACCACAAACGUGGCAGAGGGUCGUACCCUGACCGAGCUGACUUGUCCCUGCCCCUGCCCGCAGUGUACUCCCUGGACGGGCUGCUGGUCUUCGGGCUGCUCCUCGUCUGCACCUGCGCCUACCUGCGGAAGGUGCCGCGCCUCAAGGCCUGGCUGCUGUCCGAGAAGAAGGGUGUCUGGGGCGUCUUCUACAAAGCUGCCGUCAUUGGAACCAGACUUCAUGCUGCGGUGGCUAUAUCCUGCAUCUUGAUGGCUUUUUAUGUUCUGUUCAUAAAAUGAAUGCUGAGGCUUCAGAUGCACAAGCCUGUUUGGGAGAAACUGCUGAAAAGGAGGGUUUACUUGAAGGGGGAGAGCAAUUACUCAUCUCGGGAGAGGAAUGGACGGAGCGCUGUGUGACGAUCCAAGAGGGACUCUCCGCAUACUGGGCUUCUUCCAAAUCAAGAGUGUGACACUGCGUCCGUGACCACCCCAAGUCUUCUGUGCUCUUAGCAACAUUGGAACAUACUCUUUUAUCUUCUUAUCCCUUUCUGAAGUUAUAGACAUACAUUAUUUAGAUCUCUGCCAAUAUAGAAAUCAAACUCUGUUGGCUGUAACAUUACACACAGUCUGCUCAAGGGAAACCUCUCGUGUAUUAGUUUCUUUGGGUCUAAUUGAUGAAUGAGCUCUCAAAGUUUGGCAGGCUGUGGAUGGGAAAUGAGUUGUAUUUAAGCUGUUUUCAAGGGGAUUCCUUGAGGGUAAUAAAAAAAACUGGGGAGGGAGGAGUUGAGGUAUUCAAGUCUAACAUAUGAGUUGUGCAUGUUUGAGGGGCCAAAGACAUGGUAUAUUAAACACACAAGCUGAAACUUCAGUGGGCAGUAAAGUGAAAUCUGAGGUGGCCCUGAAGAAGACCUUCAUGCAAGACAGCUUUUGGAGAACUGGAGUGCCAUUCUCAGCAGAUUAGUGGAUCAGCGAUAGCAGUAUACGAGUCCGUGGUGCAAGCCUAGAAAUUUAUAUCCUGUAAAUGGGACUGAAGUAUAGCAGAACUGCUAUCUGGGACUCUGAAAUAGUCCACAAAUCAUCCUCACUCUUGAAUAGUAGAAUGGAUGAAAGUGCUUUGAAACUGUACAUGGGAUGUUAGUUCAUACUAAUGUGAGGGGAUGGGGUAGGGAAUCCUUAUCUAACUUAGCAGAUAUGAUCUUAAAGGGUAGCUAAAACCUAACUUGUUUGUUUGAAAAGUGUAAAGAUUGUUGAAGAUAAGUCUCCUAUUCUCAUUUUAUUUUGUAUUGCCAUCUCUAGUGGCCCUGUCCUCUCAUCUGGUUUUCUGCAAUAUCCAGAUUGACACGUAGGACUCAAUCCCCUGCAGCAGUUCUAGUGAAAUUACACACUUGGCUACUUUUUGUAGCUUUAAUUUUUUUAAAAAAAUUCUGUUUAUAAAAUUCUAAUUUAAAACUUGCAAAUAAAAUGUUUUCCCUA
Messenger RNA from Alligator sinensis (Chinese alligator), 1488 nucleotides. RefSeq names its product transmembrane protein 167B (gene TMEM167B). The record is from RefSeq and is a predicted model, not a curated record. The transcript has 3 exons. NCBI's taxonomy places the organism in Eukaryota, Metazoa, Chordata, Crocodylia, Alligatoridae. The coding region runs from base 1 to 315 and encodes 104 amino acids.